AUUUCCGGCCCCGCCUCUGGGCCGAGCCGGCCGUCCUGCGGCGGCGGGCGGCGACCGGAGUGACCCCCGGGCGGGGAGGACCCGCGGACGGGAAGCCGUGACACGGACGCCCCGCGGGCUUUGCAGCUGCACACGGAGGUCCAGGGCGUUCAGGUUACCGCAGGUUCGGUCUGUGUCCCGGACGUGGCCCCACAUUUACUGAAUGAGAAAAACAAGAUGUGAGAGGAGUGUAGAACGUUCGGGAAGGGCACAUCAGCCGCUGGGGAGGGGAGCUGAGCCGCUGGCUGGGAGUGUUUCUCCAGAAGUCCUUUGCCUUUGAAUCUUGAGCCACGUGACUGUGCCCUCAUUCAGUGACGAAAGCCAAGACAACUGUCGGGGCUUCUACACACUACCCAGGAGGCAGGCACCGUCCACCAUGGGCUUCUUCCAGCCUUUCCUGACUUGUCUUCCCCACCCUUGAAAGACAAAGAGGUGAUCGUCACCUGUCAGUGGUGCAGCAUGAUAAGGGGCCAAAGGACAUUGCCACAAUACAGGUUCCAGCCAUGCCUAGCCUCAGAGCUCGGUCUGAAGAGGCAGAAAUGGAGCCCUCAGUUCCUGGACCAUCCCCUUGGAUCCCUGCAGCCCAGGCCUGUGUGAGUGAUGCUCCUGCUGUGACCCAUGCUGGAUCUACACUCCGUGAUCCCCACUGCUGUGGCUACACUGAGCCAGGAACCACCCCCCCUCACCAUCAGCAGCCAGAUUGGGACACCAGGACUAAGAGCAAGGAAUUUCUUCAGAAGAAAGAAGUUUCUGAGGAUUUGGAAUCACAGGAAGAAAUAUCAGAAAACUAUACCAGUGAUUUUUCCCAGGUGCCUGAGCUUGGAGAACUCUGUGAUGAUGUACUGGAGAGGGAUUGGGGAGCCCCUGACAGUAAGAGACGAGUGCAGUCACUCUACCAGGAGGGGGGCUUCACUCCAAUGGCAGUGCUCCUUAGGAGCCCCUUAGAGAAAGAGCUGGGCUGUGAUGACUUUGUAAGAAGCUUCAGUCUGAGCCCAAACCCAACAGCAUCUCAGGGAAUUCCUACAGAAGAGAGGCCACAUCUGUAUGAUAUGUGUGGCCAAAGCUUCCAGCACAGUAUGGACUUAAGUAGCCAUGAGGAGCAUCACAUAGCUGAAAGCCCACUCAUAUGUAAUGAUUGUGGGAAAACCUUCAGAGGAAACCCUGAUCUUAUUCAGCAUCAGAUAAUCCAUACUGGACAGAAGUCCUUUGUAUGCAAUGAAUGUGGAAAAUCCUUCAGCCAGAACUCAUUCCUUAAAAAUCAUCAGAGGUCUCAUGUGAGUGAAAAACCCUAUCAGUGCAGUGAAUGCAGGAAAACCUUCAGUGUGCACUCAAACCUCAUUAGGCAUCAGAUUAAUCACAGCGGAGAGAAGCCUUAUGUGUGCAGUGAAUGCGGAAAAGCCUUCAGCCAGAACUCAAGCCUUAAGAAGCACCAGAAGUCUCACAUGAGUGAGAAGCCCUAUGAGUGCAGUGAAUGUGGGAAGGCCUUCAGGCGGAGCUCAAACCUCAUCCAACAUCAAAGAAUUCAUUCUGGAGAGAAGCCGUAUGUGUGCAACGAAUGUGGGAAGGCCUUUAGGCGGAGCUCAAAUCUCAUUAAACACCACAGGAUUCACACUGGUGAGAAGCCUUUUCAGUGUAAUGAGUGUGGGAAAGCAUUCAGCCAGAGCUCACAUCUGAGGAAGCAUCAGAGAGUUCACACUGGAGAGAGACCUUAUGAGUGUAAUGAGUGUGGCAAACCAUUCAGCCGGGUCUCCAACCUCAUUAAGCAUCAUAGGGUUCACACUGGAGAGAAACCCUAUAAGUGCAGUGACUGCGGGAAGGCCUUCAGUCAGAGUUCAAGCCUCAUUCAGCAUCGGAGAAUUCACACUGGAGAAAAGCCUCACAUAUGUAAUGUGUGUGGAAAAGCCUUUAGUUACAGCUCAGUGCUCAGAAAGCACCAGAUAAUCCACACAGGAGAGAAGCCGUAUGAAUGUAGCAUCUGUGGGAAGGCCUUCAGCCACAGCUCAGCCCUCAUUCAGCAUCAGGGUGUGCACACAGGUGACAAGCCAUAUGAGUGUGGCGAAUGUGGAAAAACAUUUGGUCGGAGCUCCAACCUUAUCCUUCACCAGCGAGUUCACACCGGAGAGAAACCCUACGAAUGUACUGAAUGUGGAAAAACCUUCAGCCAGAGUUCAACUCUCAUUCAGCAUCAGAGAAUCCAUAAUGGAUUGAAACCCCAUGAAUGUAACCAGUGUGGUAAAGCCUUCAACCGAAGCUCAAACCUCAUUCACCACCAGAAAGUUCACACUGGAGAAAAGCCGUACACGUGUGUUGAAUGUGGUAAGGGCUUCAGCCAGAGUUCACACCUUAUUCAACAUCAGAUAAUCCACACUGGUGAAAGGCCGUAUAAGUGCAGUGAGUGCGGGAAGGCCUUCAGUCAGCGUUCAGUCCUCAUCCAGCACCAGAGGAUCCACACCGGUGUGAAGCCCUAUGACUGCUCUGCAUGUGGGAAAGCCUUCAGCCAGCGGUCAAAGUUGGUCAAGCACCAGCUGAUCCACACCAGGGAGUGAAAUGGAAUGCAGCUCCAUUCUGACUCCUCUGGCCAUGUCCUGGCUUCAUUCACCUUCCAGACUUGAAGCCAGAUUCUUGCUACCCUCUCCCCCUCACAUCCCACUGUCCACAAAGCCCAGACCCUCCUUCCCCUACCAUCACUCCUGUCUCCUAUGACCCCGUGGUUCUUGUUUGUUUUGCUUGUACAUUUUGUUGCCAAACUCCCACAAUUGUUAGGAGGGGAGAGAUGAUAGAUGCUGCGUAUUCAUGAAUAGAGUUUAUUACUAUAAUCAAACAGAACCAAAAAAGUAAACCGAUAUUUGGUUCGAAAUAACCACAGUAACUCUUUUCUUUGGCAAUUAUUCAUAAAGAGUGAAUUCUGGUGCCUAUGGUUAUAAUUGAUACUCUGCUUAUCAGGUCAAAAGUUUUUCAGGUCGAAUUGCAGUCAUCCUUCCCCAGAAAUGGUGUGUACUCAUUACCACCAGUUCCUCACUCUUUCUUGUCCCUCCCAUGUACCCACUAGGUGCAGGAUUCCUGCCCCCUGUCCUUUGUACCUGAGUCUAAGGUCAUGCCUUAUGGUCCCACUUAGGGCUGCUGCACAAUUACACAUACAGCUAUUUCCCACCCUCUGGCUUUGCACCUUACGGUCCUGGUUGUUGGCCCCACAGAGCCCUGCCCUCUGCAUACCCCUCCUGUUCUCACAAGCUCCCAGGCCUGCUCAUCACCAGACAUUUAUAGAGCACCUGUGAGCAUCCGUAGUUGGUGGGGACUGACCCCUCAGUUUCCCAGAGUGUGCCUUUCUCCAUGAGCAGUGGGGGUUGGCCCAGAAACAACACAUCUGCCACUAGAAAGGCUCCUAGAUGCCAGCCAGCAGGUCUCAUCUGGGGGGUGUCCUAGGGUAAGUGGACAGAGAGGCCCCUCCUGUGUUUUUCCAGGAGGAAAGGCAUUAACAGGCUGAUGUAGUCGGGUGUGCAGUUAGGGUAGGAUGGUAAGGGCUUGGCUUCUGUUCUUUCAAGGAAGUAGGAGCAAGGCCAUCAAUUAUAAAUGAGGAAGGAGAGGUUUGAAGGGAAAUAUGGGACAGUUGGCUCAAGGGUGCACAGGUCAGGCUGGGGUUACACUGGGCUGCCUCCCCUUCUCUGAGAGGCCAUCAGAGUAGCCAUCACUGCUCACCCCACUUCAGCCCCACCUUCCCAAGGAAACACCCUAGAUGAGAAACUGCCACAUUUGCAGUUUUGCUUAUAGCAUUGCUGUGCUAACCUUCCAGCUCACUUGUUCCUCUUUCUGCCCCAUGUAGACCUCCCUUUUCUUUCUUACUGUCGGGCAACCCUCUCUGGCUUCACUUUCCCCUUUGUCCACCCUGAGUCCAUCCUUUUCUCCAGUAAAUACUUGUUUGAUGCAUACUACAUGCCAUUUGCUGGGGACACAGCAGGAAACAAGAAAGAAAAACGCCUGUCCUGAGGAUUUUACAUUCCAUUGGGUAGAGAAAAUGGCCUAAUGGUUAUGAUUAUUAUUAAGCAAAAGAAAGCAAGAAAUAAGGUAUGGGUGUUUUGAAGGGGUCUUUUAAAUGAGGCUAUCAGGGGCCUCCCCAAGAUGUCCUUUGAGUUGACAACUUGAAGCAAAUGAGAGAAUGACCAGUGAAGAUGGGAAGUGGGGGAUGACACCAGGAAUAGCCAGUUUUGUUAGGAAGGCAGAGCUGAGUAGUAAAUUAGGAAUGUGCACAUUAAGAGCUGUGGAAGGAGGAGGUACAAGCUACCCACAUAGGUCACCAGGUAGCUCCCUCAGCAUCCAAGCUCCCGUUUUGGGAAAGUGAAAACCCUGGGGUCUUUUUUAUUGAAGGCACAGUUUGAAUACACUCAUACAAAGGAAUUAAAGUCACAAGAUUACUGCACACAGAUCCCAGAAGCAAGGGGCCCAAUGACCCAGGGGAAUGGUGGUCCACCAUCCCAGGUCAUGAAUGAGAAGGGAAUAGGGUAGCAAGCACCUAUUAUUCAGGAGUUGCUUAGGGUAGAGAUCACUAACUAAACUCAAGUUUUGUUUUGUUUUUUAAGAUUUUAUUUAUUAUAGAGAGAGAGAGGCAGAGACACAGCAGAAGGAGGAGCAGGCUCCACGCAGGGAGCCCGACACGGGACUCAAUCCCAAGACUCCAGGAUCACACCCUGGGCUGAAGGUGGCGCUAAACUGCUGAGCCCCCCGGGCUGCCCCUAAACUCAAAUUCUGAUCUCAAUGUCCACACUCUGGGUGUAUGUAGGGUUGUCCUAUGGUAAAAUGCCUGGGCAGUAACUAGAAAAAAAACAGGCUUUUCUCAUCACACCGGUUCAGAGGCCCCGAGCAGAAGCAGACCAAGUGUUCAAGAAUCAUCACAGGUCAGUAUGGCCAGGAGUUGAGUGAGCAGAGGGAGAAGCAGAUGGGGUGGGAGGUAAUGGGCCAUAUCACAAAAGGCCUUAUGGCCAUGAUAAGGACUUUGGCUUUUACACUGGGUGAAAUGGGAGAUGCUGGAGGCUUUUGAUGACUCACAUUUUAACAAGGUCAUUGCUAUGUGGAGAAGAGGCUCUGGGGCAAGCAUGUCCUCUGUGUUCAUCCCUCUUUUUGCCCCUUCCCCUGGCCUCCACAUCAUUGGGAGACUCCCACCCCCACCCCCUGGGGCUGAGGCAUAGCUGUGGGAAGCCACAGUCUAGACAAAGGAGUGUGUGUCAAGCUUCACCGGGCCUUUGUCCCUACCCAGUGUCUGGACAGAUCUGACCAAACUUAGGGGAUUGCUGUCUGCAGCCUGAGGAAUUUUGAUUUUGGAAUAUGUUUCCAAAAAGAACAUGUGGAAAGCAGGUUGUCAACUACAAUUUCUUUUUACUUUCAUGAUGUCCUUGAAAGUGUUUCUUGGGGAACAAGCACUAAGAAGCCUGGGUGCCCCCUCCUUGGGGCCAGCAGAUUUGAAGUCACUGAAACCCUACAGGACAGGAGGAGUGAGGUGUGUGCUGCAGCCUCACCCCCAACCACAGCAAACGCCCAGGCCAGUGCCCUUCUGUUGCCCCUCAAGCCACUUUGGACCUACGCUAGGAUCCCUGCCUUGCUGACCUCAUGCCCUUGUGGUAUGUGUGGCAUUAUGUGUGGCAUUGUCAGUCUUGACCGCUGAACCGAAUUUUGGGUGGGUGGGGGGUGCCCAUCCAUCCUGCAGGUAAUGGUAAGAAUCGAGUUUGGCACUGUGGGCAGGACAGCUGGACUAUGGUGCCCCAGGGCUCCAUCUGCUCAGGCUUCGGCCCCCCAUCCUGGCCAGCGCAAGCCAGCCCACACUGAGCCAUGCCACACGCGCUGCACUCUUAAGUCCAACAGAGCCUUUGUUAGGGAGUAGCUGACCUAAAUCACUAGAUAAUUAAUUGUUGUUUAGGGACAGCAGUACGGGACAGGAGCCCUCCUUAAAGGGGCCCUGAGUUGUGUCUGAUCCCAGGCCUAUGCAUACUUGAGACCAAGGCUGCAACGGACUCUAGCCCAGGGGAGAGACCUGUGGCCAUCGGGUGGCCACUCAGAAGGAGCACAUUUGCAAGGAGGAAUUGGGUGGCAUGCCAAGUGAGGCUCACACUGCAGAGAGCAGAUGCUCCAGUAGGAUCCCUGAAUACUGCUGGUGUCACAACAAAGAUCCGGAGCCUCCGAGUUCUAGGGAAGAACACCCCCAGCACAGCCAAGAGAUUGAUUCAAAUCCAAAUUAAGCCUGUAAAGCAACUAUUGCCAGGCACUUGCCCCUGAUGAUGCUGACCAGAGGUUCUCUGGAAGAAAUCUGUGAACCCGAAUGCAGCAGAGAGGACCACCCCGAAGUACAUCCAGUGACCCCUCCCCCCACAGAAAGGAAAGAAACCCUGCAUAGAAGGUGAAGCAACAAACCAAAACAGGCCCACAAUUUGGCCAACUGAGGGGAUCCCUGGGUGGCUCAGCGGUCUAGCACCUGCCUUUGGCCCAGGGUGCGAUUCUGGAGCCCUGGGAUCCAGUCCCACGUCGGGCUCCUGCAUGGAGCCUGCUUCUCCCUCUGCCUGUGUCUCUGC
Messenger RNA from Nyctereutes procyonoides (raccoon dog), 6593 nucleotides. It is a transcript of the gene ZNF16, whose product is annotated as zinc finger protein 16. Lineage: Eukaryota; Metazoa; Chordata; Mammalia; Carnivora; Canidae. The transcript has 5 exons. Bases 543 to 2585 code for a protein of 680 amino acids. The record is from RefSeq and is a predicted model, not a curated record. Gene Ontology annotation, molecular function: DNA-binding transcription factor activity, RNA polymerase II-specific; RNA polymerase II cis-regulatory region sequence-specific DNA binding. Gene Ontology annotation, biological process: regulation of transcription by RNA polymerase II.